CGUCGAGGUGCAACGUUCUUCCACCUCUCGUCUCCAAUAAUUGCUACAUCUUGUUCAAUUCCACAACUUGAAAUUAACAUUAAACUCGACAACAAUUGACCAAACUAAUUAACGGAAUUGACAUGUCAAUCAUGAUAGAAUAAAUCGCCAAAACUAAUCUGCGUUGAUAAUUAAGUUGACAACAAUAAUAAAUUCGCUGUUCUGAUCUGUUUUGUGUUAUGAAAAUGAUAAAAAUUGAGUGAUUUCAUUGAAUAUCUCUGUGAUAUCGGUAGUAAUUAGUAAUUGAAGGAAAGAUCGAAUUCUUCAAGAUUGCUCCCAACGCCAGGAAGUCCGCACAUGGCUCCAAUUUGCCAGACGGCGGAAUAGUUCCAAUCACCAUGACGAUGGACGUGAGCAAAUCGGAGACGAGUAAAAAUGGCUCCGCACAACAAGAGUGUGCGGGAUGUGGAAAAAUAAUUACUGAAAGGUACCUGCUAAAGGCCUUGGAUUUAUACUGGCAUGAGGACUGUCUGAAAUGCGGCUGCUGUGACUGCCGAUUAGGAGAAGUAGGCUCAACACUCUACCAAAAGGCCAACCUCAUUCUCUGUAAGAGAGACUACCUAAGACUGUUUGGUAAUACAGGCUAUUGUGCAGCCUGUUCCAAAAUAAUACCAGCCUUCGAGAUGGUAAUGAGAGCACGUACAAACGUCUACCAUUUGGAGUGUUUCGCCUGUCAGCAGUGCAAUCACCGAUUCUGCGUAGGGGAUAGGUUUUAUCUUUGUGAGAAUAAAAUUCUCUGUGAAUAUGAUUAUGAGGAGAGACUAGUAUUUGCGAACAUGGCGCUGCAUCCACCCGCAUCUUUAGCGCAUAUCAAAAGACAAUUACCACCUACACCUACGCCACCUGGAAAUGGACAAGGUCUUCAUCCUGGGCAUAAUCAGAUGCAGCACCAGCAUCCAUCGCAGACUAUGGGACAAUCCAUUCAACAUAAUCAUAUCAAUGGUCAAAUGUCAGGUCAAACGGCAACAGUAAACGGGAAUAUGAGUAUAGGACCCCGAGGGCCAGGCGAUAUGAACAACAAUGGUUUGUCAGGUUCAGGAAUAGGAGCAGUGAAAGCCCCACCAAUGUCAAUGCCAGCGCCAACGAGCUGAGACGAGGUGUCCCCGCCGAUGAAAAAACUCCGGUGUCUCGACGGCUACUAAACCACCCUCAACCCGAGGGACCACAACGUCCAGCUACAACCCAAAAAUCACGCAAACAAGAAACCACAAUCCCCAAAUGACCAACAAGGAUUGAAAAAACUUGUUGAAUCAUUUCCACUGCGAGAAUUCGCAGUAGUACAUCGCUGUGAUCGUGAAUUGGACAAAGUGAUAGUGAAUAAAAAAGUUAAAUUGUACAUGAAUCUAGCUAAGGCCAGGGCUUAUGUAAGAUAUUUUUCAGCAAUGAAGGAAAAUACGAGAUUGUAAAUAAUUGUGAACCAAGUGGAUUGAGAAUCAGAAUAUUUGAUGUGAGGGGAGGGGUAUACGAUUGUGACUUGAGACGAAGCCAUGGGUAACCCAUACAGCUAAAACCAAAGAAUGUAAUCGUAAGGAAAUCAUCGUCGCUCGACCGACCAUGUAUGAUUUGUUUUAAUUGAUAUCUUUCAAAAUGAAACCAUUGGAGAGACGCAGAAUGAAGCAAUUCAGUGAUAAACCCGAUGUUUUUAGUCAUAGAACAGAUACCAAACUUUAAAUACCAAGGAAAUGUAAAUGAAAGUCUGCAUAUACUAAACAAUUGAACCGAUCGUUUCAACUAAAACCUUAUUUCAUUGACAAUUUCACUUGAAUUAAACCACUACAUAAUGACUCAGAAUGAGAUGAAUGCAAACAGUACACCUCUCUGUAUAAUCGAGUACAAAAAAACCAAUUGCUGUGUAUAAAUGCACUGAAUGUAAAUGAAUGGUCGGAUGAAAGAGACAUGAAUAAUUGUGAAUUUGUUGUAAUUUUUAGUCAGCGUCGUAAAGGCACUCUUUGUUAUUCAUCAUUGUAUAUAACUUCAUUAAUUAGAGCACUAUUAAUUACCUAUGAAUAACGAAUAGGAGUUGCAUUGCUACCGAGAAAAGAGAUGCAAAAAUUGAAGAAAUAUACAUUCUUAUUAACACGAGA
Messenger RNA from Fopius arisanus, 2123 nucleotides. RefSeq names its product LIM domain only protein 3. Gene Ontology annotation, molecular function: transcription coactivator activity; DNA-binding transcription factor binding. Bases 378 to 1130 code for a protein of 250 amino acids. Gene Ontology annotation, cellular component: nucleus. Gene Ontology annotation, biological process: positive regulation of transcription by RNA polymerase II. The transcript has 5 exons. Lineage: Eukaryota; Metazoa; Arthropoda; Insecta; Hymenoptera; Braconidae. The record is from RefSeq and is a predicted model, not a curated record.